AACUUACACAAUUGGUUGCUGACUAAAUACUUUUUUGCCCCACUGUAUAUAUAAUCACAGACAUAGCUCAAAAAACGUGCAAGACCAUGGCAUGGGCUUAGAAUGAAGUCCUAUGAAGUAUUGCAUUGGAAAAUAUGAAGAAACCCUGGUCUUUCUUGUAUUCAUUACAUUCCCAGAAAUUCGGUAAAUUAAAAAAGCCAUCAUAAUUAGGAAUACCUUUUAACUUUAUCUCUUUUAAAAUUCCAAAUGUUUUACCCUGUGACUUUUUUCCUUUCCUUUGCUCCAUUCUCCAUCUUUGAGUGUAUGGCAGUAUAAACUAUGGUCUGAGUGACCCCAUAUAUUUCCCCCCUAAAACGAUUCCCUUGGUUUGUUGUUCUACUUCUCCUCCUCCUCGUGCUCUGAGAUCUGACAGUGAAAGCUCAGGGAAUUAGGGGGACAUCGGGGCUGAUGUAUGCUUUGGGAUCCCAGCCAUCAGGGCAGGGAUGAGGCUGGGGUCUGCCAAUAGCUCUCACCUCCUCAUGCGUGUGUCUUUGUCCUCCUCCAUCCAUCUCCCGGGCAGCAUGCGGUACUUUGAUCGAGCCGCGCUCUUCAUCGAAGCCUGUCUGAAGUACGGGGUGAUGGAGGCCGAUGACUCUUCCAAUAAACUAAUCAAGUCUGCGUUUCUGGAGUAUGCUCGGCUGCUGCGCUCCCUGGGCCUGCGGGAGGGCGCCGCUCUGUGGGCGUCCCGGGCCGGCAGCGCAGGGGAGCAGCUGAUGGAGGAGCUGUUCCAGGGGGAGGGCAGCGUGCCAGAGAGCGUUAUCAGCGAAGACAAAGAGCUGGGCCAGGAGAGCACCGAGUGACCUCUGAAAGAUUUGGAGAAGAACGGAUGAUGGUGCAAAUCAAGGAUCCGUCAUUCAUUCUUACUUCUAAACCUCGACCAGUGUGAGUGAACUCUGUGUCAGCGCCCAGAGGAGUCAUGAUCCUCAUCAGGAGAAGAGAGGAUAUGUUUCCAUGUGGAGUCCGUCUCCCUGUUUCUGUGACUACAAAGAUGAAAAAAAAUGUUUGGUAUGACGUGUGUGUUUGUGCACAUUUGUGAAUGCAUGCAACGGCCCCAAAAGAAACACACUUCUGUCCUGAUUCCCCCCAACACGCGAAGUGAUGCACCUCGUGUUCUCUGUAGGUUAAUGGAUUUAACUUUUUAUUUAUGGUUGCUUGGUAAGCUUUAUUUUGCGUGCCUGUGUUAAUGACUUCAAAGUACUGUUGUAGCUCUACGGGUUUAAUUUGCCUUUUCUCUGCUGGGAUGAAAUACGGCAGAGUUCAUUCAUCCAAAAAUAAUACGUUCCAUAUUUCAUUUGCACUGCCCUUGACGGCCCACAUUACUACUCCAUGACUGGAUUCCCUCGUAAAUUAACCAAAAAUACCACAUUAUUAGAAUGCUAACUACGAUUCCCUGUACAGAGACACAGUAUUUCUGUAGGCAGACACACGACAGACUGGGUGUUCCAGCCACAGCAGGUGGUGCUGUAUAAUUGAGUGACCAAAGCCUGCUGCCUCCCAGCCUCCGCAGCUGUAACUGUUGAUCAGCAGGAAAGUUAGCCAGGCCACCUUGCUCCUAAUUCACCCUUAUUAUAAUUGAAUGUCCCUGAACACAGAGGUGAUAGGAGUGAUGCCGUUUAAUUAGCUUGUGUAGUGUUCACAUUAGUUGAAUAGAUUAUUCCACUAAGGAUUUUUCGUUUUCUACUUUUAUGAAACCUUGAAACGAAAACUACUCUUCUUUGAUGUUUGUGUAACGCGGUUGUUCUCUGGUGUGUAUUACAAGAUGAUCUGUCAAAAAUGUGUCCGUACUCAUUUGAAUCAGACUUUUGACAUAAUUUACACACAAAUGGUAAUCUGUGCUGCCCAUCACAAUUACAAAGGCAGACACACAUAUUUUAGCAUAUGACCCACUGCCAUCCGUUCUGCUUUUCUGACCAUCAUACUCAUCCUAAUGGUGGAGCAAAAUACAUAUUAAGUGGUUGUGUUUUUUAUUGCGUUGUAGCGUGUUAACUGGUCCUGAAACGAGACAGUAACUCCAUCCGUGGGACCAUUGUUUGUUGUGCGUUUUUGUGUUUCAUAAACACGUCAGUGCUGUUUCUGUUGUGUUGCGUAUAACCCCGAGUCACUAUGGCAACCCAGGCCUAUUUUAGGGCACUACAUGCUCCUGUAGACCCAUUUCACUCCCACUGACAUACUGUAGGAUCCCACACCCAGCAGAUAAUCAGCUGUAGUUUACCCAUGCUGUGUUUCUUCCUCCAAUCACGUCAUGCAGUAUUGUGCAAUGAACUGUACUUCCUCUUUAUGAUUAGUGUGACUAACACAGAGUAAACUAUAGCCGUUUUUCAUUGUUCUUUGUUCAUUGUUUGUACAGUGAUCCUAAUGCUUUAAGCUAUAUAAAUAUGACAAGAGAAAAAAAUAUCUGUAUAUAUGGAUGGAAAUAAAAUCAAUAUUAUUAACUUUA
This is a messenger RNA of Notothenia coriiceps (black rockcod), 2476 nucleotides long. RefSeq names its product WD repeat-containing protein 11-like. The transcript has 2 exons. The record is from RefSeq and is a predicted model, not a curated record. NCBI's taxonomy places the organism in Eukaryota, Metazoa, Chordata, Actinopteri, Perciformes, Nototheniidae. Bases 483 to 839 code for a protein of 118 amino acids.